Molecule: messenger RNA, 2329 nt
Organism: Lynx canadensis (Canada lynx)
Lineage: Eukaryota; Metazoa; Chordata; Mammalia; Carnivora; Felidae
Gene: E2F6
Product: E2F transcription factor 6
Exons: 8
Coding region: 268-1146 (292 amino acids)
Biological process (GO): regulation of transcription by RNA polymerase II
Cellular component (GO): RNA polymerase II transcription regulator complex
Molecular function (GO): protein dimerization activity; RNA polymerase II cis-regulatory region sequence-specific DNA binding; DNA-binding transcription factor activity, RNA polymerase II-specific
Source: RefSeq, a predicted model, not a curated record
UGCGCAUGCGGGAAGAUGGCGGGCCUGGAGUCCUGAGAACCGUGGGUCGCCCUGCUCUCCUCCGGCCUGCUCCGUAGCUCCCCAGGUCGUGGGGCAGUGGCGCGUUCGUUCGCGGGCCGGCCUAGGCAGCGGCGCCUCCGAGCAAGCUGCAGGCCCGGUUCGUGCUCGGCCUCCGGGAACCGGCGCGUUGGGGGCGGCGCCCGGCCGGAGCGGGAGAAGGCGGGAGAGCUCGCGGGGUGCGAGGCGAGGGGCGGCCGGCUGGGCAGCAUGAGUCAGCAGCGGCCGGCGCGGAAACUGCCCAGCCUGCUGGUGGACCCGGCGGAGGAGACGGUGCGCCGCCGGUGCCGCGACCCCAUCAACGUGGAGGGCCUGCUGCCAUCAAAAAUAAGGAUUAACUUAGAAGAUAAUGUACAGUAUGUGUCCAUGAGAAAAGCUCUAAAAGUGAAGAGACCUCGUUUUGAUGUAUCUCUGGUUUAUUUAACUCGAAAAUUUAUGGAUCUUGUCAGAUCGGCUCCUGGGGGGAUUCUCGACUUAAACAAGGUCGCCACGAAACUGGGGGUGCGGAAACGAAGAGUAUAUGACAUCACCAAUGUCUUAGAUGGAAUCGAUCUGGUUGAAAAAAAGUCUAAGAACCAUAUUCGAUGGAUAGGGUCUGACCUUAGCAAUUUUGGGGCGGUGCCUCAACAGAAGAAGCUGCAGGAGGAGCUUUCUGACUUAUCAGCAAUGGAAGAUGCUUUGGACGAGCUGAUUAAGGACUGUGCCCAGCAGUUGUUCGAGUUAACAGAUGACAAAGAAAACGAAAGACUAGCGUACGUGACGUAUCAAGAUAUUCACAGCAUCCAAGCCUUCCACGAACAGAUUGUUAUCGCAGUGAAAGCUCCGGCAGAAACCAGAUUGGAUGUCCCCGCUCCCAGAGAAGACUCCAUCACAGUACACAUAAGAAGCACCAAAGGACCCAUCGAUGUUUAUUUAUGUGAGGUGGAACACGAUCAUUCGGGUAAUAAAGUGUCUGAAGGAGCGGGCACCUCUUCAUCUAAAAACAAACAUCCAGAACACCCCGAUAAAGCCACGAAAACACGAGUUAAAGAAUUACAAGAAGAAAAGCCUCCACAACAAAGUGAAGAAUUACUUGAAGUGAGCAACUGACAGCAUUUGCAGAUGCGUGUAUGGAGUUUUGGGGAGCAUCCCGUGUGGAUGAAUCAUGCAUCAGAUUUGAUUCUCAGAGCAAUAAAUCAUCCACGAAGUUCUCUGCUUCUCCGAGACAGCAUCAAGGCCAGUGGUGGCUUUGAGGGGUUCACUACUUAGGUCUACUGGUAAUUACAGUUUCUGCAUUUGAAAACAACUCUUUUUAUAAUUAUUCACUGCUUUUUGUCAGUGAAAUAGACACCCUGCCUACUGAAAUAAUACUCUUCCGUCACGGAGAGUAUCCCUGAGAAAGGCGGUCGGGCCUGAAGCAGACCGUGCUUUGUGGACUCUGCCCUUCCCUCCAAGGAUCAUGUGUCAUUAUCACGCAGGAAAUUGCCUUACGCGGGUUCAUGUCUGCAAUUAGCUCUUGGAUGAGUAUACACAGGCGUCUAACCGUGAUGUCUCUGUAUAUAUCUGUAUAAUGUUUAGAUGACUUAUGUAAUAUGUCUAAGUAAAACUUUCCACCCUUGUACAGCCAAAAUAAUGUAUAUAUGGAAAGUAACAGACAAAUUCUCUAAUUUCUGUGGUAUCGAUAACUUAUUAGAAUCCUCAGAAUGGGGGUUAGAGGAAAGUUUUUUCCAAACUUCUACAUGUAGAAGUAUCAUAAAUAUGCUAGACAUUUGAACAUCAUGGAUUUAAUUAAAGUGUUUCCAUAUGGUUCCCAGUGCUGAAAUUGAAAUCUGAUACUUGUUGAUUUCAAGCUUCCUCCAGGGUUAGUGUGUGUGAGCCGGUUAAUGCGGGCCCUGAGGCUUUAGGGGCAAGUAUACAAAUACUAUCAGGUAAUGGCUUAAUUCUUUGCAAGACAUGAAUUUAAUCAUGAUGAAAAUUGGAAACUAUUUUAACCUUUUUGCAAGCAGAUUUUGUAACGUUUCUGUAUGCAGCCUCGCUUUUCAAUCAGAGGGGUUUACUUUUGAUGAGUUGGUUGUACCCUGCCCUCUCUCCAGCUCUAGUCCCACAUUUCCAAGAACCUAGCUAUUUCUACCUCAUUGGGUAAAUCAUUUACCACUCUGUGCCUCAGUUUACUCAGUAGUUUACCAUUAGACUGUGAGCUCCUUGAGGGACUUUGUCUUAAUCAUUGUUAUACCCAGCGCCUUGCACCAUGCCUGGCACAUAAAAAGUGCUCAAUAAAUGUUUGAACAAAUCA